Molecule: messenger RNA, 1863 nt
Organism: Capronia coronata CBS 617.96
Lineage: Eukaryota; Fungi; Ascomycota; Eurotiomycetes; Chaetothyriales; Herpotrichiellaceae
Exons: 1
Coding region: 1-1863 (620 amino acids)
Source: RefSeq, a predicted model, not a curated record
AUGGUGCGCCACGGACUUCUUGCCUGGCACAAACGAGAGCCUCAGACGGCCGACGGUAUCGGCACGCUACCGGCCAGCAUUGGGAAUCCAACAGCAACGCUUCCACCGUCGAUAGCACCCACCAAUGUCACUCCCAAUCCUUCUGCGACCGCUCCGAUAGCAACUGCUCAAGCCCCGUCGGGACUUACCACCAUCACAGAAACAGAAACUCUCGCUCAGUCCAUCACCAGUCUAAACACCGUCUCAACAAUCACCACCGAACGAGUGCGGAUCAUAACCGAUCCUUUCGAGUAUGCCUCUCUCACGUCCGCGGCUGCUCAAUCGAGCUCGACGGAAACCCGACCGACCACUUCCACGGCUUCAGCUUCGGCUUCGGCUUCGGCAUCGGCUUCUGCCACAACGAGUGCCGCCGCUGCCAACUCCACGUCUAACCUCAGCACUCUUGUGCCUGCGAUUGUCGUCCCGAUCAUCGUUGUGCUGGUGGCCUCCCUGGGGGCGUUCUGGUUCUUCAUGCGUCGGAGGCAUAGAAGAGAACUAGAGAGCCAGCCGGAGUUUGUCAUGACCGGUAAAGGAGAGAAACUCAGCAGCCGGUCGAACAGUGGGAGAUCAACUGCCUCAGAUAUGCCGGUCUUCGAGAAGAGAUCACCCGCCAUCACACAAAAGGAACUUCCCUCUUUAUCUUUACAAACCCCGCCGCCGACCAAUUCCGAGUGGCCAUCAACACAAAUAGGAGUUGCACGACCGUUGACCCCCCAGCAAACAACUCCCGUUCGAAUCCCGUACAAUCCGCCCUUUAGCGACAAACGAUCUGGAAGUCCUUCUCAACCUCGCCAAUAUAAAAAUUUCAAUUCACCUGUACCCAGACCGGCCGGCCCGAUUCGGCCUGUCCCACCACCAUCAAACAGAACCCCCAUGCCAUAUCGCGAACGCAGCGACAGCCUGCCUGGGCCGAGACCGCCGCCUCCUCUACGCACCGUUUCUCGAGACCCCCCAAGAAUGGCUCCUAGUCCUGGCCCAGGCUAUGCGUCUCAACGUACGAGCCCGGUCAGAUCUCCACAAGGAUUCCCAGGAUUACCAGGAAACCCUAGACCGAGUGCAGCAGCAGCAGCAGCAGCAGCAGCAGCGUCGAGUGCCGCUAACGAGUUCCGUCUGCGUGAUCCGUCACCCAGCAUGAACCACCACGUUCGAGCCCAAGCGCCUCCCCAUCUCGCAGCACCUCCACCGGGAGCUUACAAUGGCGCAUCAUCAAUUUCGCAAUACUCCCCGAUCGUCAAGGACGCACCCAUCCGAAUCAGAGGCCCUGGAGCGAAACGCACCCCUCCCCCAGCAAUCAACACAUCCGACAUGGCGAACGAGAAACUGAGCCACACACCAAAUUCAGCCAGCCCACGAGGCCAUGGCUUAACGGAAGAAAACGUCCGCAUCGCCAGACUGGGCCACUCAAACUCGUCUCGUCUGGCUUAUACUCCCGCCGAGCCGAGUCCGUCACCUAAACUGCCUCCUCCUGCAACCCGGUCACAACUGAUCCCUGGCGAUACCCUGAGAGAAGACGAGGACAGUUUCUAUGGCGGCAGCGUCAGCGACCGACCGAGAUCCAAACGUCGCACCCGACCUCCUUCGUCCCCUACCGGCCUUUGGCCGCCGACGUCAAGACAUGCCAGCAUCGUCUCCGACCCGGACGAGUAUGAAGACAUCGAAGCCAAGUCGGACAUCAGCAGUCUGAAUGAGUUUGAACGUUUCGACUUUGGCCCGGAAGUCGGCAGUCGAAGUGCCAGCGCUGCGGGUCGAUCGCUGUAUUACGCCGCGCAGAAUCUUCCGACCGAAUCUCCUUUUGGGGAUGGUGCCACGCAUGAACGAUGGUGA